GAGAUCUUGGCAAAGAGGGAGUUGGAGCACCUGGCGACCAGCGAGGAUUAUAUCUAUUUGCAGAUCUGCGACCAGGGGAUGCUGACUCCGGCCCUGGGCAAGUUGCUGAGCAGAAUGGUGCAGCAGCGUGUUCUGAAGGUGCCACCGCCUCCGCCGCCUCCUCCCCCUACUGCUCCGGUUCCUCGUGCUCCGGCCUCCGAGGCAUCCUCUGCUGCCGUUCUGUCGAUGGCAAGUCCGGCACGGCCAAGAAACAUGGCAUCGGAGGGCGGCACCAAGAUGACCAGGAUCGAGUCAUCCGAUUUCCGGAUUUGGAUUCGUACAGAGAAUCCAGACGACCCCUUCUCGGUUCGAUGGGCCCCCCAAGACAGGGAGGCAGAAGCGUUCUGGGAGUCCGACCCUGGCACGACAUGGCAAAUACAUUCCGAUAAACACGGAAGGGAAACCUGGUACAACGCUGACACUGGCGAAUGGUUCCAGAGAGCGUGA
Molecule: messenger RNA, 486 nt
Organism: Symbiodinium pilosum
Lineage: Eukaryota; Dinophyceae; Suessiales; Symbiodiniaceae
Source: the annotation of a GenBank genome assembly